GAUUCCGGGCAGGGCUCCACCAAGAUAACUCCAGAAGUGUUGCAGGAGAUGCUCCAGCUGUACAACCUGAGUCGCCAAGAGUUUAUCAAUACUUACAACAUCCAGCCGCUCGUCUACAUCCCAGAGUUACCGUACAGCGCCAAGACCACCUUUGUGAUCAUGUACACGCUCAUCUUCCUGCUGGCUCUGGCUGGGAAUAGUUUGGUGAUCUACAUAGUUUUGAAGAAGCGUGCGAUCCAGACUGCCACGGAUAUUUUCAUCUGUUCUCUGGCGGUCAGCGACCUGCUCAUCACUUUCUUCUGCAUCCCUUUCACUUUGCUGCAGAACAUCUCCUCUGAAUGGUUCGGAGGUGUUCUGGUUUGCAAGACAGUUCCCUUUGUACAGACGACAGCCAUAGUGACAGGCAUCCUCACUAUGACCUGUAUUGCCAUUGAGAGAUACCAGGGCAUUGUCUUCCCGCUGAAAAUGAGAAGACAGUACUCAUCCAAAAGAGCAUACAAGAUGCUAGGACUGGUGUGGCUCGCUUCAGUAAUUGUGGGUUCACCAAUGCUGUUUGUGCAACAGCUAGAGGUGAAGUACGACUUCCUGUAUGAUCACUACCACGUGUGCUGUCAGGAGAGUUGGCGCUCUCACACUCACAGGCAGGUGUACACCACCUUCAUCAUGGUAGCGCUGUUCCUGCUCCCGUUGGCGGCCAUGCUCUUCCUCUACACGCGUAUUGGCAUCGAAUUGUGGAUCCGCAAGAGGGUCGGUGAUUCCUCCGUCCUCAACACCAUGAACCACAGGGAGAUGGUUAAGAUCACAAGGAAAAAGAAACGAGCGGUAAAAAUGAUGAUCACCAUCGUCCUGCUUUUCACCAUUUGCUGGGCCCCAUUCCACACGGUCCACAUGUUGUUUGAAUACAAUGACUUGGAGAACAAAUAUGAUGGAGUUACAGUCAGUAUGAUACUCGCCAUCGUUCAGGCCAUGGGGUUCUUCAACAGCUUCAACAACCCCAUCGUGUACGCCUUCAUGAACGAGAACUUCAAGAAGAGCUGCGUCUCCACCUUGUCCCACUGCAUCAGGAAGCCUGACCAGCAGAUCGCAGCGGUGGCGCCCAAACUAACUGUGCAGUUCAUCAAACCUCAGAGCAGAGAAGCCUUCCUGAGGACAAAUGAAGGCGAUAGCUCCAAGCAGGACUCGGCAGCGAAAGGACCUUCAAGCUCCUCUCUUGGAGAGAGCCUGAUGGAAAUAAUCGGGGAAAAGAUCUCUACCAUCCAAACAGAUCUCCCGGCAAAUGGCUCCUCUCAAGUCAAAUGAACUGGCUAAAAGUUCUGGUGAGCGACCAUUGAACACCAUCCUGUUGGCUUUAAAUCAACCAGCUGGGGAUGAGUCAGAUGUGGUUUCAUGCCUCACAGUUGUGGUUCGAAGACCCAAAAAAGUCCAAUAGCUUGGGAAAGGUGCAAGAGGCAAUAGAAUAUUCUUUUUGUUGUGGUGGAGAAAAAGCAGGAAGGAAUACCAAUGACAGCAUUUUUGCGAUAAAGAGGACUGUCCUUGGAGCCAUCCGUACCAGCGGUCUGACAAUUAAAUUGUCAUUUCUUUUCUAAAUGGAGAUAAAUGUCUAAAGUCUGCAGGAAAUUCAUCCCCUCUUAGUGGGAACUUAUUCAGUGCUAUGUUGGAGGGGACCACAAUGUUAUCCCAUGUUACAGUAUGGUACACAGGGAACUGUUGAGAAAACGGCAAAUCAAGCACACUCACUUUACUGAGCCAUAUGCCUUUUAGCCGAGCAUGAUGAUCAGAGACACUGCUCUCACUUAUCUUUCAGUUGAACAAUUUAUAAUUGAAUGUAAUGUUCUCCUACAAUGAGCAGUUGGGGUCAAUAGACAGCCCUGAAAACACAGCCCUUGUACAGAAAAUGUGCCCCUUAAUCACCAUUAAGGAUUUAGUCAUAACGUUUUAUAGUUAAUUGGAGAAUAAAACAGAUGUAUUUAUAUGUGCAUUAAAAUUGCGCAACCUUAUACGACACGUAUUUAAUUUGAUCAGAAUCUCCUUUUAUCACUUUAUACAAUCUUUUUGAACAAAUUCAAACAAAAAGCAUAAAUAAUAUGCCCUGAAAGGAUUGCGGUAUUACACACACAAGGGACACAAUUCGUUUUUAUGUUGUUUGCUCAAUGGUGCUGUGGAAUAUUUUUGUAUUGUUGAUAUAUAAAUGUAAUGUGAAUGUGAUCACUUUGGUGUAUCUCCAAAGUUAGCUACACGUCCUGUGAUGAUUUGUUUGGUAACAACAGCUUGGCUUUUAGCUUCUAUACAGGGCUCUAUGCAGAUCGUCUUAUUAAAGCUGUCGCUGUUUUUAAAUGCAGAUCGCUAGACUAGAAUGCCAGUAGCUUUGGUUCUUGGCUUGUGUCACACAAGUCCUUGAACAACUGUGUCAGUGGCAUUUUAUACCGUGUGCUCAGUCUCUUAUGCAAGAAACUAAUUUAUUAGAUGACUUAUUGUAACUUGUUUCUUUCUUUGCGGCAUAAAUAAAAAUGGGGUAUU
This is a messenger RNA of Notothenia coriiceps (black rockcod), 2517 nucleotides long. Its product is annotated as pyroglutamylated RFamide peptide receptor. Gene Ontology annotation, cellular component: plasma membrane. Bases 49 to 1299 code for a protein of 416 amino acids. Gene Ontology annotation, biological process: G protein-coupled receptor signaling pathway. The transcript is spliced from 6 exons. Gene Ontology annotation, molecular function: neuropeptide Y receptor activity. The record is from RefSeq and is a predicted model, not a curated record. Lineage: Eukaryota; Metazoa; Chordata; Actinopteri; Perciformes; Nototheniidae.